AUGUCGUCAACCCCAGGCUCAGGAUCGGUGGUGAUCCCACAAACCUCCGUGCUGGCAAAUUGGAAAUGCAUGCUAAUCGCAUGUGUUGUGUCGACGGCGAACAUGCAAUAUGGUUUCGAUAGUGCUGUUAUAGGCGGCCUACAAGCCAUGCCGGGAUUCUUGAAGGUGUUUGGCUUCGUUGAUCCUAAAAUCAAGAUUGGUUAUGGAAUUGAUCCUACAUUCCAACAACUCAUCACCUCUCUUUUGACACUCGGCGCCUUCCUCUCCUCUCUAGUCGCUGGCAUCUUUGCUGGAUACUUCGGCCGGAAGGCUGCCCUGUGGUGUGCAUGCGUUGUGAACUGCGCUGGUCUGGCAACCCAAAUCGCAACCACCAACAAAGGAGUUAUAUAUCUCGGACGCAUUCUCCUUGGACUUUCCAAUGGCUUUCUAGUCACAUUUUCUAAUAUCUAUACUUCGGAGGUUGCUCCAGCACACCUGAGAGGUGUUAUGGUUGCUUUCUUUACCUUCUGGGUCAACGUCGGGAGUCUCGUUGGAUCGGUGGUUAACUACUACUGUGCUAAGAUGAUGGAUAAGCGAUCUUAUGUUAUUCCAUUGGCGUUGCUCUAUAUUGUCCCAGUGGCUCUUGCAAUGGGGCUUUUAUUCGUCCCCGAAUCGCCGCGCUGGUUGUUGUACCAAGGGAAAGACAAGGAGGGCGUCAACCUCCGACGAACUAUUCUAUGUUACGCUUCCAUGGCAUCUCACGCCGCCUCGGGCACAUGGUUCGCCAUCUCCUACGGCACAUACUUCCUCCAAAUAGCAGGCGUAGACGAACCUUUUAAAUUUGCGAUCAUCACUGUCAUGAUGGGGAUCAUCGGUACAAUUGCAGGAAUGUUUGCCAUCCGCGAUUGGCUGGGCCGCCGAUUCAUAUUCAUCUGGUCCUCUGUUGCAGGUGCCCUUGCCAUGGCCAUCAUUGGAAUUGCAGGCAUCCUACAAACAAAAGAUAACUCCCACAAAGUCGGGAAAGCAUUGAUCGCCUCUGGGUGCAUCUUCUGCUUUUUCUAUAACUGCGGUAUUGGUCUUGUUAGCUAUCCAGUUGGUACUGAGAUCGUUAGUUCCCGUCUUCGUGCGUGGACUCUUGGUUCUGCUAUUUCGCUGGGGUAUUUCCUCGCGUGGCUAGUCGGAUUCUGCUCUCCGUAUUUCAUCAAUCCUAGUAAACUGAACUGGGGAGUGAAAUAUGGCUGGGUCUGGACCGUCUCAAACCUCAUCUGUGCCCUCUUCUUCUACCUUUUCUUACCAGAAACUAAGGGGCGCUCCCUCGAAGAAAUAGAUGAGUUGUUCGAGAAUCGGGUCUCGGUGAAAGACUUUCCCAAGUAUCAUACGAAGAUCCAAGAGGAGGCUGCGCGUGACGUACAGAGUAUGCGGAGGAACGGCUCUAGCAAGGAGCCGGUUGUCACGCAUGUUGAGAAGACGGAGAAGGGAGAUGACAUGGCAUAG
Messenger RNA from Venustampulla echinocandica, 1473 nucleotides. RefSeq lists its product as uncharacterized. Gene Ontology annotation, molecular function: carbohydrate:proton symporter activity. The transcript has 4 exons. The record is from RefSeq and is a predicted model, not a curated record. Bases 1 to 1473 code for a protein of 490 amino acids. Gene Ontology annotation, cellular component: membrane. Lineage: Eukaryota; Fungi; Ascomycota; Leotiomycetes; Helotiales; Pleuroascaceae. Gene Ontology annotation, biological process: carbohydrate transport; transmembrane transport.